This is a messenger RNA of Coregonus sp. 'balchen', 1751 nucleotides long. NCBI's taxonomy places the organism in Eukaryota, Metazoa, Chordata, Actinopteri, Salmoniformes, Salmonidae. The record is from the annotation of a GenBank genome assembly.
AUGUCUACCUUCGCCAACCACUCGACCAAUGAGAGCAGCGGGCACAACUGGCGCUGUCAAUUCAAGGAGGACUUCAAGUACAUCCUGCUUCCUGUCAGCUACACUCUGGUCUUCGUGAUUGGCCUAGGCCUAAACGUCACGGCCAUGUACGUGAUCCUGUUCCGUACGAAGCGCUGGAAUCCCUCCACUGUGUACAUGUUCAACCUGACAGUGUGUGACACCCUCUACAUCCUUACCCUACCCUUCUUAAUCUACUACUACGCAGACGAGAACGACUGGCCCUUCAGUGAUUCGUUCUGCAAACUCAUCCGCUUCCUGUUCUACGCUAACCUCUAUGGUUCCAUCCUGUUCCUGUGCUGCAUCAGCCUGCACCGCUUCCUGGGCGUGUGUUACCCGAUGAGGUCACUGAGCUGGGUGAGCGCCCGGAGAGCCCGCCUGGUGUCUGUGGCGGUGUGGGCGUGUGUGUUGAUGUGCCAGGCUCCCGUGCUCUAUUUCUCACGCACCAGGGACAAUGGGACGGAGAGGGUGUGUUUCGACACGUCCAGUCCAGAGUUAUUUCAUGACUUCCUGGUGUACAGCUCGGUGGUGUCUGUGCUGAUGUUUGCCUUCCCCUUCAUGGUGGUGAUGGUGUGUUAUGGACUGAUGGUGAGGAAGCUUCUGGAGCCCAGCUGGGGGGCAGGAGGGAGCCAGUCGAGGGGAGCGGGGGGGCUCGCUGCUCAUCGCUCCAAACAGAAGUCUGUGAAGAUGAUCAUCAUCGUGUUAGCAGUGUUCAUGCUGUGUUUUCUACCCUUCCACCUGACCAGAAGCCUGUACUACUCCCUCAGAUACCUGGAGCAGAUGGACCCCUCCCAGGUACAGUACCACAACCACUGGAAUACUACGCUUUUAAAGGCUCUGCCUGGCUCUCCCUUUCACCCAAGGUGCAGGAGCCUGGCUCCAGGUAGCUCUCCUUUUCACCCAAGGUACAUGAGCCUGGCUCCAGGUAGCUCUCCUUUUCACCCAAGGUGCAUGAGCCUGGCUCCAGGUAGCUCAACCUUUCACCCAAGGUGCAGGAGCCUGGCUCCAGGUAGCUCAACCUUUCACCCAAGGUGCAGGGGCCUGGCUCCAGGUAGCUCAACCUUUCACCCAAGGUGCAGGAGCCUGGCUCCAGGUAGCUCAACCUUUCACCCAAGGUGCAGGAGCCUGGCUCCAGGUAGCUCAGGCUCAAUUUAACCACAGCUAUUAUGAUUGUUGUUGUUGAUAUUGUCAUUAUCCUUGUAUAGGCUGGGAUUAAAAGGUAACUAACAUGUAAAUGUCAUUGCCAUAUCGAGACGACAUCUGCAGCAUUUAACUUGAAUGUGAUCUCCGCGAGCGCGGUAACAUUGCCUCACGAUUGGCACGUGAAUGAAUCUAAGAUAACUCAAGAAAUCUGUAAUCUAUGCCACAUAGGUCGUUUUCAAAGGGAUUCACUGUUUUUUAAAGGCAGUCGCUCUUUAAAAGGCACAUUGUCAACAGAAUUAUACGGAUUGAAUCCCAACCUUAAUCUUCAAAUAAUUUUUGUUUUUAUUCAUCCCCAGGUGAGCUGUGAGCUGCUGAAGGCAUCCAGUCUGGCCUAUAAGGUGACACGCCCCCUGGCCAGCGCCAACAGCUGUGUGGAUCCCAUCCUCUACUUCAUGGCUGGACAGGGUUUCCGUAGCAAUCUCACUAACAGAAGCAGGACAUCACCAAGGAAACCAGGAAGUGUGACGGUGGCCCUCUCGACGCAGCUCUGA